Molecule: messenger RNA, 915 nt
Organism: Aspergillus oryzae RIB40
Lineage: Eukaryota; Fungi; Ascomycota; Eurotiomycetes; Eurotiales; Aspergillaceae
Exons: 4
Coding region: 1-915 (304 amino acids)
Source: RefSeq, a predicted model, not a curated record
AUGAACCACCCAGAACGUCGAAGGAAAGACCCAGAUCCAAGGGAACAAGGAAGAAACGAUGCAGGAACCCAGUUCGAGUUUGUCUUGGAGAAGGACCAGCCUGGUAUUCGCAGUCAUGCAAUGCGACAAUUUUGGAGGCAGAAACAAGCUAUCGCAAAGGAAGAUCCAAGCGAUGUAACUUCCGCCGGCCGCCGUCUUUAUCCCCGCACAUUAAUGCCGAAUGAUGGCAUCCAAACCUACAGUCAGUUUGAGGGGCUGAAGGAAUUCCGGCAACAGAUGUCAGCUCUCCAACCAAAGGACCACGGGGCAGGAUCAGCAAAUGCAGGCAAAGGGAAUGCGGAGACUUUGGGUAUCCCAGCCCAGAUCUUGUCUGGAAUCCGUCAUGCUCUAGAAUUUGUCAAUUGCGACCCUUUUCAUACCUUUCCAGUGACAUUAACAGCGCAACAUCGCAAGCUGCUAUACCACUGGCUGAGUACGCACACCAGUGGGAUGUCUGUCGCCCUUCCCCACGCGGCUUUCGAUCCCAUCAGAGAGGUUUGGCUACCACUGGAUCUGUCAAACAGCGCCUCCUUCAACGCAACAAUGGCGCACGCAGCAGCCCAUUUGGCCUACCUUCACGGUGAGCUCGCCUCGCCUGAAGCUCUCCGAUACAAAACCGAAGCCAUCAGUAUCAUCACAAAAUGGCUGGAUGAUCCUGAGCAAGCGCUGAGAAACGAAACCCUCGUUUCCGUAGUACGUCUAUUGAUGUUCGAGUUCCCGCCAUGUGCAGAAAUACUGGGGAAUAGAUGGCCAGUGGGAAGUCCAUCGAGAUGGACUGCAACGGCUCAUCAAUGCGAGAGGCGGUCUUUCUGCAUUGCGAGGGGACUGGCGUGUGGAGCUCGUUGUGUUUUUCACUCGGCGGGGUUUUCAGCAUAG